UCCAUAACUGUCGACGGAUCAGGGCGUGGGAAGAACAUCGGAUAUUACUAUGAAUUACUACAGCCUGCCGCAGGGAGCAGCGGCCGCUGUCAGUAGACGCCACUGCCAUUAUGAAGGAAAAGAGUAAAAAUGCAGCUCGCUCCCGUCGGGAGAAAGAAAACUCGGAAUUCCUUGAGCUGGCGAAACUCCUGCCGUUACCUUCAGCUAUCACCUCGCAGCUUGACAAGGCGUCAGUAAUCCGGCUGACGACGAGUUAUCUAAAGAUGAGGCAGGUUUUUCCUGACGGUCUCGGUGACGCGUGGGGCGCAGCGCCGCCGCCAUUACAGCCGCGAGAACUAUCGAUACGAGAGCUGGGUUCCCAUUUACUCCAGACAUUGGACGGUUUCAUCUUCGUAGUGGCUCCUGACGGCAAGAUCAUGUAUAUUAGUGAAACAGCCUCUGUACAUCUUGGAUUAAGUCAGGUGGAGCUGACCGGCAACUCUAUAUACGAGUACAUCCACCAGCAGGACCACGAGGAGAUGAGCGCAGUACUCAGCCUGCAGCAUCCACACUCUUACUUAGGACAUCAGAUGCCCAGCUUAGGUUACCCAGUGGGGGGCACGUGGGGACCAACAGUGGACGUGGAGUGCGAACGCGCGUUCUUCAUACGGAUGAAAUGUGUACUAGCGAAGAGAAACGCAGGACUCACCACAUCUGGGUACAAGGUGAUCCACUGCUCGGGGUACCUGCGCGCGCGGCGCUUCGGCGAGGGCACGGCGGCGCUGGGGCUGGUGGCGGUGGGCCACUCGCUGCCGCCCUCCGCCGUCACCGAGCUCAAGCUGCACUCCAACAUGUUCAUGUUCCGCGCCUCGCUCGACAUGCGCCUCAUAUUCCUCGACGCCAGAGUGGCAACACUGACAGGCUACGAGCCCCAAGAUCUGAUAGAGAAGACGCUGUACCACUUCAUACACGGCACUGAUGUACUCCACAUGAGAUAUUCGCAUUGCACAUUGCUAGCGAAGGGACAAGUGACGUCACGGUACUACCGUUUCCUCACCAAGUCCGGGGGCUGGGUGUGGAUGCAGAGCUACGCCACCAUCGUGCACAACUCGCGCUCCUCCAGACCUCACUGCAUCGUCUCCGUCAACUACGUGCUCAGUGAUAUCGAAGAGAAACAUUUAAUACUCAACAUAGACCAAGGCCCUCCGAAAAUCAACACCGAAGUACAAACACCAACACACAUUACAAGCACUUCACCGCACAUUCACACACGAAACACAGACAAAGUGAUUUUAAACGAAAGUGAUUUCAGUACAGAUUCAAGUGGAGGUUAUAACUAUCCAGAAUAUACAAUACCAGUACAAUACGAGACACAAGAUGAAUAUAACACACAGAACGGUCCAUACGAAUUAUUCUACAACGAAAACUACACAGAACCAGAAAUAAUACCCAAUUACGUAUAUCCACAAAACCAACGACCAUUUUCAGCGAGUUCUUCAAGUUGCAGUUCAAUAGAGAGUUCCGAAGUCAAUCAGCAAUAUAAUUAUACCAAUCUGAUAUCAUUUUACGGUCAUAAUAGUCAGAAUCAAAAUGGCCGACCGAUACAGGGUAAUUUUGGAGGGAAUUUCUCUAAAAUGGCGCCCAGCCCUACAGUACAAGAUGGCGGGUAUACAAGCGUGAUUGUUGACAAUACGCAACAAUUUCACCAUCAUGGUGGUGCUGUUAAUGAAUUUGUACAUUAGUAAAUAUUUUAAAAAAGAUCUGAAUGUAGAACACUAAGAGUCUGAAUGUGUAAAAUAUGUGAUGGCAAUAUAGGAUUUUGUUCAUCUGACAGUUACAUUUUUUAAGCUAUCUGAGCCUCUAUCAGCCAGAUGCGGGACAGGCUAGAAUGGUCCCUCCAAAUUAUAUAUUGUCCGAUAACAAUCGAAAGAGUAAAAUAUGUGACGGAAAUAUCGGAUUUUGAUCCCUUAUCUGACAGUUACAUUUUUAAGCUAUCUGAGCCUCUAUCAGUCAGAGGUGGGACAGGCCUUAACUUUAAUAAUCAUGGGUUGGCACAUGGAAAAUAAGAGCGCUCUUUUGCCAGACGUGCCAACUGAACGACAGCAGU
Messenger RNA from Papilio polytes (common Mormon), 2086 nucleotides. RefSeq names its product single-minded homolog 1 (gene sim). The transcript is spliced from 10 exons. NCBI's taxonomy places the organism in Eukaryota, Metazoa, Arthropoda, Insecta, Lepidoptera, Papilionidae. The record is from RefSeq and is a predicted model, not a curated record. Bases 111 to 1721 code for a protein of 536 amino acids. Gene Ontology annotation, cellular component: cytoplasm; transcription regulator complex; nucleus. Gene Ontology annotation, molecular function: RNA polymerase II transcription regulatory region sequence-specific DNA binding; DNA-binding transcription factor activity, RNA polymerase II-specific; protein dimerization activity. Gene Ontology annotation, biological process: regulation of transcription by RNA polymerase II.